UAAAUAAUAAGAAAAUUGUAAAUUCAGAAGAAAAUAUCUAACAGAAAAAAUUAAAUUAUACAGACUUUUUGUCUAAACACUGUGCGACAGUAUAUUAGGGAAUCUUUUGCAGUGUUGCACCGAAAUCGAUAACAACAACACUUGUGACUAUCGAAGGUCGGUGUAUACGGAUAGAAUCUAAGAAAUAAACAUUAAAUUAAAUUAUUAAAUGAUUAAGUCAAAAAAAUAUGGACAAACAACUGCCAAAUAGAAAACCAACUAAUAAAGAUGGAAAACAGGAUGUCACCCAAAUGGAACUCAACAUUUGCAAUACAAACUCAAACUCGCUAGUUGUAAUAAACGAUCUUGAGCUGCUGACUUUGAUCCACAUGCAUCCAUUUCUAGUCUGUCCAGCUGUGCGCGGUUUCGGCGAAAAAGAUUAUGAGGAAUGGGGUUGGCAACAGAUAGCCAAGAGAUUCAAUGAAAGCUACGAGGGACUUCAGCUCAACACACCAUUUACCGUUGAGGAGCUGCAAUGGCGUUGGGAGAUGCUACGACCAGUGUGCCCCUUGCUUGGCAAAGCUUGCGGUAAAAUACCCGAGAAACUUUGGUUCACGGUAAGCAAAAUCAACAAAAUGCUUGCCACGAAGCCACGAGUGAUUGUCAAGCCCAUGACUACCGCUCAGCAGUUUAUCCUCAAUCAGCUGCCAGUGAUGGAACGCUUAACGUCUGCACAGCGACAGAGUCUAGAAGCCGAGGUGCUCGACGCCAUCUUCACACAGGAGAGAGAUUUCCACUUGGAACCUUUAAACAAAAGAGCCCAAACCAUUGUGCAGAGUCAGUAUGAGGAUUUUCUUAAGACCAUUGGCAUAAAGGAGCUAGCGACGAGCACAUCCACAUCCUCUGUGGCCAACACCAAGACCACUCCAGCUGCCGUCACUAUCAAGACUUAUCCUGCUAACAAAAGAAAACCUGCCAAUGAUGGUAAUCCUUCGAGCUCAAAAAAUAUUCGGCUCAUCGAUAAUAAACUUGUUACUAUCGAAGGCCGGGAGUCUCUGAGUAAGCAACUAGAUCAGACUUCUAUUACAUUACCGGAUAUCAAAAAAGAAGAUUAUUCAUUUGAAGCAGAGGAGCCACUUAUCAUAGAGGCCGGAACUAGUUCAUCCGAUGAACAGAAAUUGCGUUAUGUGCCCCUGAAAAGCGUCAAAUAUUACACGAAAAAGGUUCGCGUGCGAAUAAAACGUUUGAAUCUGAAGAAUCACCAAACCCUGACAAGAAUCAAUGAGUUGCACUAAGAAAGCAACCGAAUUUAGUUUAAUAUCAAAUGCACAAUAUGUUUAUUUAAAAAAGAUAUUACUAUAAAUUACAACUUAGAGCUAUAUUGUUUAAACUGAUAAGCGAAAAGAACAGAAAAUCUAGCAGGGAUUGGGAUUCAGAGGGAAGGGAAAAAAGGGACAUUGUACUAUAUGCAUGUUGUCUAUAUUGUAUGCUAAGUCCUGUCGCCAUUUUACAGUAAGGAACUCUUGGCAUCCAGUUUUCGUUAUGUUUUAUUAUCGUUAUCAGUAUUAUUAAUUUUUAUUUUAUUAUCAACAAACGUAAAUAAUCAACAUGUCUACAAAAUACAGUCCAUGGUAAAAAAAAGCGCAGCACUAACAAUGAAAAGAACUAACAAACAACAAAGCCACACACAAGGCAGCGGCAGUCAGUCAGUCAGCAUUUGGAUGCGAUGUUAUUGCGAUGUUGAUGCGAUGUGGGCCGCCUGUGGCAUACUUCAAAAUCAGAUAGAUGUGCAGCGGCAGACGGGAGAGAGCGGUCAGUUCAAAAUAGCUGAUCCGCCAGAUUGCCAAUAAAGGUGGCCAGGUUCAUUGAGGAGCCUUCCUUGAAUUUCAGUCCAAUCGUUUUGCCAUACGCCUGUAUAAAGAUGGCGCGCACAGCAUUCAGCCGUUGUUUGCGUCUGCAACGACAAGGAUUAUUGAUUAGGAUUAUGACAUUAAUUGUGGAUUUGUGGACUUACAAGUUGAUGCAUUGCUUGCUGGCAGCUGAGCUGCCGUUGGCCGCAUCCUUGGAGGAACCGUUGACGAAACCGUGCGUGUUGUUACCGCUGCUGUUGCUAUUGCUGUUGCUUGUAUUGCUGCUGCCACCGCCGCUGGGAUUGGGAUAGACGCCAGUCAUGUUGUUGGUGAGGUUACAGUGAUAGCCAUUGCCGCCAUUGCACAUUGGAAUGUCUUGUCUGUCUGCCAGCUGUGGAUGUUGCUGAU
Molecule: messenger RNA, 2237 nt
Organism: Drosophila nasuta
Lineage: Eukaryota; Metazoa; Arthropoda; Insecta; Diptera; Drosophilidae
Gene: Lhr
Product: Lethal hybrid rescue
Exons: 1
Coding region: 228-1274 (348 amino acids)
Source: RefSeq, a predicted model, not a curated record